AUGACUCAAGACAGGUUGCUGUACCAUGGAACUGCAUACGUUCAAGGCAACGCCUCUGGCCCUCUCGUCGCAAGCAAUCUUGAGUUGAGCUUCUGGGGAGGCGUUGAUCCGCUGACAAGCGAAGUCAUAGACCAUCACCACCCGUUAAGCGGAAAACACUUUCAAGAUGCCAUACUAGCCAUUCCCGGUGGUCGCGGCUCUUGUUCCGGCAGCGGGGUGUUGCUAGAGCUGUUGCUGAGUGGCAAGGGGCCAAAGGCUCUGAUAUUCUCAAGAAGGGAAGACAUCUUAACACUUGGAGUGGUAGUUGCGGAAGAAAUCUUCCACAAGUCUAUUCCAGUCGUUGUUUUGGAGACGCAAGACUUUGAACAGCUGCUGGAUGCCAGCUAUGUGGCUGUGGAUGGAAAUACAGUCGCGAAAGUACAGCUUGGGGGUGCAUCACAAAGCACUGAGCACCUUACCACUAAAGCUCUGGAUACAACUCUUGGCUACAAUAUUGAAUUGUCUGAUAACGAUCAUGCGUUUCUUAACGGGUUACAUGGCCAAGCUGCUCAAGCUGCCAUGCGAAUCAUCUUGCGCAUGGCUGCUAUGGAAGGGGCCUGCAAGCUGAUAGACGUCACACAAGUUCAUAUAGAUGGCUGUGUCUACACGGGACCGGGAUCGCUCAGCUUUGCAGAAAGACUACGUGACUGGGGAGGCAAAGUCUCAGUUUCCACCACCCUCAACUCGAUAUCCGUGGAUCAAAGGCGUUGGCGCGCUCAGGGCGUUGCAUCUACAUUCGGUGAGGCGGCGGAGAAAUUGGCCGCGGCUUACACAGACAUGGGUGCACUGCCGACUUUUACCUGCGCCCCCUAUCUGCUUCCUAGCGCACCCAAGCAGGGCGAUCAAGUUGCAUGGGCCGAGUCUAAUGCCGUUGUUUAUGCUAAUAGCGUUCUCGGGGCGAAGACUAUGAAGUAUCCAGACUUCCUAGACUUGUGUAUUGCGCUGACGGGGCGCGCACCACAGGGAGGAUUGCAUAUAGAGAGUAACAGGCGGGCUUCACUUUGUGUUGAGCUCCCUUUUAUUCGGGAAGCUGAUGUUGACGAUUCUUUUUAUCCGUUGUUGGGAUACUAUGUUGGAGGGAUUGCUGGGAGUCGCAUACCGGUUAUUGUAGGACUUGACGUUCUUCAUCCUUCGACAGAUGAUCUCAAGGCAUUUGGGGCGGCGUUUGCCACCAUGGCAAGUGCUCCAAUGUUUCAUAUGGUUGGAGUGACGCCGGAAGCUGCCACACUGCAGGAUGCGACUGGCGGGAGAGGCGACAUUGAAUCCAUUCAUUUUGAUUUGAGGCAGCUCGAAUCGGUUUGGAAGACGCUCAACAGCGCACAAGACGGUUCGCCUGUUGACCUUGUCUCACUCGGAAACCCGCAUUUCUCUUUCGCCGAAAUGAGAAAACUGGCGGAGAUUUGUCGAGGAAGGGAAAAGCAUCAUGGAGUCGCUGUUAUGGUGACGUGCGGAAGAGCAACCUAUGGACUGGCAAGUCAAGCCGGGCUUGUUGAAGAACUGGAACGAUUUGGAGUUCAGCUCAUCACUGACACAUGCUGGUGCAUGAUUGGAGAACCGGUGAUCCCAGUAACUGCAAAGGUAAUCAUGACGAAUUCUGCAAAAUAUGCCCAUUAUGGGCCAGGUCUUACGGGGAAGAGGUUUUAUUUUGGUAGUCUUGAGAGCUGUGUUGCAGCGGCUUGUGAUGGUUUCUAUGAUAAAGAGAAUACCCGGAUUCGUUGCUAG
Molecule: messenger RNA, 1761 nt
Organism: Trichoderma aggressivum f. europaeum
Lineage: Eukaryota; Fungi; Ascomycota; Sordariomycetes; Hypocreales; Hypocreaceae
Exons: 1
Coding region: 1-1761 (586 amino acids)
Source: RefSeq, a predicted model, not a curated record